Messenger RNA from Hyla sarda, 1311 nucleotides. RefSeq names its product vomeronasal type-2 receptor 26-like. Gene Ontology annotation, molecular function: G protein-coupled receptor activity. The transcript is spliced from 4 exons. Gene Ontology annotation, biological process: G protein-coupled receptor signaling pathway. The record is from RefSeq and is a predicted model, not a curated record. Gene Ontology annotation, cellular component: membrane. Bases 1 to 1311 code for a protein of 436 amino acids. NCBI's taxonomy places the organism in Eukaryota, Metazoa, Chordata, Amphibia, Anura, Hylidae.
AUGCCGAACUGUUCGGAGUCUGCCGGUCUGGACGAAGAUCGACUAACGCAUUAUGUCCAGAAUGUCAAAGUAAGGUUGAAAGACGGAAGAGAGGUUUUCUUCGAUAAAAAUGGAGAUCCCCCAACUGUGUAUGACAUUGUCAACUGGCAGCUAGGGGACGAUGGGGUCAUGAAGCAAGUCAAGGUUGGAGAAUACAAUUUGACAACCAACAGUCCAGAUGUCCUGACUCUCAACAGGACUGCCAUACAAUGGAUAUAUAGGCGAAGACAAGUUCCUACCUCUGUCUGCAGCAAAAGCUGCUCUCCAGGUUUUAGGAAGGCCCCGUUAAGAGGACAGCCUGCCUGUUGUUAUCAGUGUGUUCCAUGUCCACAGGGGGAGAUCUCCAACCAGACUGACUCUGUAGACUGCUUCAGAUGUCCAUGGGACAAGUGGCCAAACUUGCAGAGGAACAGCUGUGAUCCGAAGCCCAUAGAGUUUCUUUCCUAUGAGCAGCCUCUGGGGGCCACACUUGCCGGUUCUGGAAUUUCAUCCUUCACCGUACCACUUUCCAUCUUGGGCCUCUACUUAAAAAAGAAGGACACGCCAAUAGUCAAAGCCAACAACUACUCUUUAAGUUGUCUUCUCCUGAUAUGCCUUUCCUUUUGUUUCCUCUCUUCGCUAACAUUCAUUGGGUAUCCUCGAUCUAGUAAGUGUCUCCUGCGCCAGGCCACAUUUGGCAUGGUAUUUGCCUUAUGUAUUUCAUGCGUCUUGGCCAAAACUGUCAUGGUGGUUUUUGCUUUCAUGGCCACAAAACCGGGAAGCCGUUUAAAAAAAUGGGCUACACUGCGGGUGUCCUAUGGGAUUAUUUUUGUCUGCUCCCUCAUGCAAUUCAUCUUAUGUGCUUCAUGGAUGACAAUUUCUCCUCCAUUUCCAGAGGAUGAUGUUCAAACCCAACCUGGGACUCUCAUUGCUGAGUGCAAUGAGGGGUCUAGAGCUGCUUUCUGGUGCAUGAUUGGUUAUCUAAGCCUCUUGGCCUUCAUUAGUUUUGUUGUUGCCUUCUUGGCCAGAAGUCUUCCAGACACCUUCAAUGAGACCAAGUUCAUCACGUUCAGCAUGCUGGCCUUCCUGAGCGUCUGGAUUUCGUUUAUCCCAGCCUCUAUCAGCACCAGAGGCAGAUAUGCCAUAGCCAUGGAGGUGUUUGCCAUAAUCUUCUCGGCUUGGGCCCUGGUGAUCUGUAUGUUUUUACCUAAGUGUUUCAUUAUAUUGUUCAGACCUAACAUGAACUCCAAGGAACAUCUUCUGGGGAAGUUGAGAAACAAAACAUUACUUUAA